Messenger RNA from Symbiodinium natans, 933 nucleotides. The record is from the annotation of a GenBank genome assembly. NCBI's taxonomy places the organism in Eukaryota, Dinophyceae, Suessiales, Symbiodiniaceae.
AUGCCACAGGAACUGGCCUUCUUGUUCACCAAGAUCCUGGUCAAGAUAACGCCGGAGCAAAUGAUCUACAUGUGGAACGUGCUGACAUUCAUCUUCUGCUUGCAGUGCCUGAUGAUCAUCUCGUGCUGUGCGGCCCUUGCCGUGUUCCCGGAGCACUACAGGACCUGCACGCUCUGCUUUGGCGCUCCAUUCGCCUACAUUUGCAUCCAGCAGAUCUACAUCGAUCAUGAUGUAAUGCACGGAGUGACGUUCCCCGUGUACGAGUUCCAAAAGCUGCACAGGGCGGUGGAUGCCAAGUUCAAGUAUUGUGGCAACUACUACAACCGGCAGUCGAAGGUAAAGAAGCCGACAAUGAAGCCGAGCAAGGAGGCAAAGAAGCGGCCUGCGGAAGAGGUGUCGAUUGGAGAGUGGGAGGGAGGAAAAGGGAACUCCAGGCACUUCACGGUGUCGCCGGAGCGCUUCAAGAAGUUGGCUCAUGCAGCCCUACAGCAGUGGGCUGGACCCAUGGGGCCAAACUGGUACAAGUACUUGUUGACGGUGCCGUGGAUCCCUGUGAUUCAUUUCUUCGGCCUGAAUGACACCGGCUUCCUCUUCACGCUUGAGUGGUGGAUGAGCUUCCCCGAAGCCGAUGCGAGCUGGCGCUUCGUGCUUCCAGUGACGUGUGCGGCACGUGUGGGCUUCUCCCUCGCCUGGAUGUUUAUCACGAACUUCACGCCCUCGCUCCCCUGGAACAAGUUCUUGGAGAAGGACCCGGGCCGCACCUGGCCAGUUCUUCACAAUGUCAUGGCCUUGGCCGUGGGGGGAAAGCACCGCUGGAAUGAGAUGCUGUUCCACGACGUGCACCACGCCUUUCCCAACGCCUUGGGUACCCUCAGCCAACGGGGCCGCUUUCACGGCUGGAAGAAGGCUUGGGAGGGCAGGGUUGAGGGUUGA